AAACCAUAAAAAGAUCUACACCACGCUAACACUCGCAUCUGGGAGAUUAUUAGAUUUACAUAACAGAUUAUUAUAUUUUGAAAAUGACCUUACUAAAACCAGAAGAAAAUAAUCUUUCAAUAUGACAACACAAAUAAACACAAUCAAAUAAAUACUUCUAAUACAAACAAAACAAAAACCAAACAAAAAAGAUAAAAUAUAAAAACCAUAAAAAGAUCUACACCACGCUAACACUCGCAUCUGGGACCGUAGGAUGGAGGAGGAGGAUGACUCUGAUUACCUGCCGCUGCCAAACAUCAACAGCUUGAGUAUACCGAAUGAUAAGGCCAUGCUGGCCGUGUACGAGCUGUACAAGCCGCCCCUCACCGCCAAUCGGCAUCUACUCUCGGAGCGUAAUCGGGAGAUCUUCGCAGAGGCGUUUAAUGAUCCCGACCAAGUGCCCACUUUGGCGGAUCUGUGCGUCCGGCAGUUGGCUAAACGUGGAAAUACCGACGUGCCCGAGGCCGUGCGCCAGGAUCCGCGAAAGAUGCGCGUCCACUACGACUCACUCGAUGUGGAUCUGCCCCUGCGCGAGUGCUACUUUGUGGAGGAUGCGAGCUUCUGGAGGCGCGUGGUUCUAGCUAAGAGUUCCGAUAAUUGCCUUGCACUGAAGGAUUUGCAGGAUUACAACUGGCGCGGCAGGGGACUGAGCCUGAAGUACGUGGAGCUGGUGGAGGCCUGUCCGGCCGCCCUUUGGCCAGAGAAAGAGAUGUCCGAACUGGCCACUCUGAUAAGGGAUCACGUGUACUCCAUGGACAUUCGGCACCUGCAGCCGCCUUCGGAGUAUGCCUUUCGGAAAGUAGAACGUGAGGAUGAUGAUUUGGAGCCGGAUAUAACCUCCGAGGAGUCUGGUAGCUUGGAAAUUUCCAGCGACGAACCAAUGACACCCGAAGACGGCGGGGAGGAGGGGGAGGAAGAAGAGGAGGAGGCGGGUUCCACCGCCUCUGGGCGGAAAAAGUCUAUUGGAUUUAACACAACAUUUAAGAUAAUCUUUUCCGACGAUGAAGAUGACUCUGACAACGAGCGUCGCAAACGUCGACAGGAACGGAACGUAGCCCGCCAACGAUUGCGGGAUCUAAAGGCGGCCAGGGAUGCGGAGCACGAGGAGCGCAGGCGACGUCGGUCCGCGAUGCGGAAGCCCAAGGAGCCAGAGCCCAAAAAGAAAAAGAAGCGAAGGCAGCGAAUAAAAGGCGCCUUCGAUAUCCGAGUGGAGCCGGAACCGGACGAUGGCGAUGACAAGGUUUUGGACAAACGCAACAAGCAGAGGUAUCUGAUGCACCUACAACAAGUAAAAUAUCAGGAGGAGGAGUGCACCCACAUCGAUCUUAGCUUUAUGCGCUACUUUGUGAACCUGGUAUCGUUGAACCUGGAGUUCCUCGGUCCGGCAUUGGGUCGGAAGUACCACCAGCGGAACGUGCUCUUUUCGAUCAAGGACAUGAUUCGUCUGGCUAGAGGGCUAGUGGCAAUGGAGCAGCUGCAGAUCUUCCGGCUUCGAAACAGCCGACUGAGUAACUUUAAGCUAUACACAGUGUGCCGUGCGCUGCGCAUGUUGCCCUUGCUGGAGGUGGUGGACUUUGGGUACAACCAGAUGACUGACGACUGUGGCCCCGAGUUGGGAAUUCUGCUGGAGCGGCUUCUAAUGCUCAAGUCCCUAGAGCUGGAGUACAAUCGACUGGAUACGCGGGCCAUGGCGUCAAUCGGACAGGCACUGCAGCGAUCGAACCACUCCAGACUGGAGUAUCUGGGAUUGGCCCACAACAAGCUGAGCGGGGACUCUCUGUCCAUCUUGUGCAACGGCAUCAAGGGCACCGAGCAUGUGGAGGAGCUCAAUGUGUCCGGCAUCGAGACGAAUCCUCGUAUAUUUGUGGACCAAAUAGGCGAUCUUCUGCGUCAUCACGGUCCGCUUCGUCGGCUGAAAAUGGUGGCCAUUCCUUUAGGCUCGAAGCUGGGCAGAAAACUUAUAUGUGCCCUCGUCGCUAACACCAAGGUUACCUAUUUCGACUGUCGCGACUGCGACUUGGAUGUGCAAGAAGAGUUCGAGGCCAACGUGGCAGUCAGGCGAAACAUCUACGGCGAAACCAGCUUUGUCACCGAUACGCAGCGCUUCCCCAGCAUUGCCGACCUGUUGGAGUAUGCCAAGACACUGAAGCAUCCGAUGGUACAGAAGGUAGAAAACGACAUGGCAAUGAAGAAGAAGUGCUUGCCGUACUGUCCGACGCCAACGCCAAGUGUCCAAAGCGUUCGGGUGCAGUCGCUGGUGGCGGAGGAGUCGGAGUACGACAUUUGGCAGAUGCUUGGCAUCACAAAGAAAGUGACCAAGGUAGCAUCGCCAGUCGAAGAGCUAGUGAAGAAAGUGAGCUCAGUGUCAGUGGUCAAGGGACCUUUUGUCUACAAACCCAACGAAUUCAACAUGGAGGAAUUCCGAGCCCACGUUUUUCUGCCGGGGACGAGCAACAGGCACUCCUACUUCAUGAAGGAAAGGCGAAUGGACUACUAAUCUUUUCGCGGGCAUUUGUAAUCUCAUCAAAAUUGAAUGUUUUAGCAAUUGAAAAGAAGAAACCAGAUUAUUAAAAUA
Molecule: messenger RNA, 2614 nt
Organism: Drosophila erecta
Lineage: Eukaryota; Metazoa; Arthropoda; Insecta; Diptera; Drosophilidae
Exons: 1
Coding region: 254-2536 (760 amino acids)
Source: RefSeq, a predicted model, not a curated record